AGUGAAAAGAAGUGAUCGGGUCACUUCUGUGGCUGGGGUGGAGAGCCCAAAAUAGGGUGCAUUUUCCUUGCAGACAUGGUUACUUCGGCAUACCCUGUUCCUGAAGGCUUCACUGAAUUAGAGGUGUUUAGUAUUGGCACCGCCCUGCUGGUAGAAGCGCUGCUUGGAUUCUCUCUGAAUUUGCUGACCAUCAUCUCUUUCUGGAAAAUCAAAGCACUUCGAACGCCUGGCAACUUUCUGGUUUUCAACCUUGCACUGUCCGACUGUGGAAUCUGCACCAAUGCAUUCAUUGCAGCUUUCUCUAGUUUCUUAAGAUACUGGCCCUAUGGCUCUGAUGGUUGCCAGAUUCAUGGGUUUCAAGGAUUUUUGACAGCACUGACUAGCAUUAGCUCUGCAGCUUCCAUUGCCUGGGACCGAUAUCAUCAAUACUGCACUAGAAGUAAGCUACAGUGGGGCUCAGUGAUUUCCAUGGUGAUAUUUCUAUGGCUUUUUGCUGGCUUUUGGGCUGUGAUGCCUCUUCUAGGAUGGGGUGAAUAUGACUACGAGCCUCUAAGAACAUGUUGCACAUUGGACUACAGCAAAGGAGACAGGAAUUAUAUUUCCUAUCUUAUUCCUCUGGCCCUUUUCAAUUUCUUGAUUCCGGUGUUCAUCAUGCUAACAGCCUAUCAAUCGGUAGAUCACAAAUUCAAGAAAACAGGACAGUUCAAGUUUAAUACUGGUUUGCCGGUGAAAUCUUUGGUCAUCUGCUGGGGUCCCUACUCGCUUUUAUGUUUCUAUGCCGCAGUUGAAAAUGUGACUUUCCUCUCCCCCAAAAUUCGAAUGAUCCCUGCUGUUAUUGCCAAAACCUCGCCAGCCGUGAAUGCUUUGGUCUAUGCUCUGGGGAACGAGAACUACAGAGGGGGGAUAUGGCAGUUCCUCACAGGACAGAAGAUUGAGAAAGCUGAAGUUGAUAACAAAACUAAGUAACGCACUGUGGCAUUAAGCAAGGGCCUCUUCACACACACACUCUACAUCCCUUAAAUGUACACCUAGGUUGGGUUUUGAAGUGCACACUCAAAAAUAUCGUGACAAAUUGGUGUUUGAAACCUCGUACGUCAUACAGGCAUGCUCGUCAGGGAUCCAGGUUUAGCUGCGUACUCUCGUUGAGUCUCCCACUCUGUGUCAGGCUUGUUGCUGUGUAAUGUGUGAAACAGUCCCAAAUUGAGGCAGGCCCAACUGGACACAUCCAGUAGCAGAAACCACUUACUAUGACUCCAAUCGACUGCGGUCUCACACUAGAAAGGCUUUGCAUUGUCUACCAGCAAUUGUCGCAUUACUGAAAGGACGCCGUGCAGAUGUCGUUGCCGAACUUGCCUCUCCAUCUGCCCCGUGCCAUUUGCCAAAUAAGAUGCCUCUAACCUCUGCGGGUCACUCUCAUUUUACAUGUCACUCAAACGAACUGCAAGCUGUGAAGCACAUUGUUUUGUUGUUGUUGUUGUUGCAAGAUGGAACUGCAGGAAACCAAGCAGGGGGGGAAAUAGUGGGGAUCUGUUAAGGCUUUCUGCUUGUUUGUACAUAGGGUAUUUCUGGGUUGUUGAGAGAUUAAGGCAGUAUCCAGUAUUUAGGCCGUAUGUUUGUGCCUCUGUUUUCCUAUUUGCAUAAAAUGGGUGUUUGCAAAAGGAGGGAUUUGUUUCUAAAAUUCUUACUGUUUCAUGAAUACCAUUUAUUUAAAUCUGGCAACUGAUGGAGGGAUGCGUGACUGGAUCUCUCAUCAGUCAAGCCUGCCAAAUCAGUCUUCAUUAUGUAAUGUGUUGUGCAGGUUUAAUGCCUCUCAUCUUAGCAAUCUGCCUGUCGAGUUCUGUAUUGCUAUAUUAAUGUUGUGAGAUGUAUUGUGAUUUCAGUCAAAAGGCUGAAUGCUUAUGCUGAUGCUGUUCCCACCCGCAACCCCGGAAUGUUUAAUAACACAAAAUGGCUCUGUGCAGGUGUUAUGCCAAACGAUGGUUUGGUGUUAUGUCUGAAACUGCAACAGCUUACAAGCCAUAUUUUGUGAGGUGCUGCCAAAGUAGAUUCCAAACUAAUUGUAGUAAUUGUAGCUUUCUGCUAUGUCUGAGGUCCUAGGCCACAGAUUCUGGCAUUGCUAGAGUUGAACAUUCUUUAACCCCAGUUAGUGGAAAUAUAAUCAUCUGAUGAUGAUGAUGAGAUAGAAGCAAGGAAGGGGGGGUUCCCUCUUGGGGCUGCAAUAUACAACAAAAAUUGUCUUUCACAUGUACAGAAUCUCCCAUGCUCAGCAGAGUUCCUAAGCAACUUUGGAUUGAAACUUUGGUUGUACCACUGCAGACUUCAGGCAGGGCCUAAUGUGACUGAAUACAAUUCCAUUCAAAAAUUAAUGCUCUCCAGAUGGAAAGCUAGGUCUAAGCAGGUCCAACUAGUGUUGGGAUAGCUCAGUCGGUAGAGCUUGAGACUCUUAAUCUCAGGGUCAUGGGUUCAAGCCCACGUUGGGCGCAAAGAUUCCUGCAUUGCAAUGGGUUGGACUGGCUCAUCCUUGUUGUCCCUUCCAACUCUACAAUUCCAUGAUGCUGUGAGUCUAUGAUAGACAGCAAACCAGCUGCCUCCUCCCUGUGCCCUGGAUCCCAUGCCUGGCACCACACCACCAUCACCUCUUCAUUCUUCCCCUGCUCCCAAUGAUACCCCUCAUCCACUGCUGCCACCAGCUACCUUGGGGCCUCUUUCCUCUGCAGAGCAUAGUAUCCUUCCUCAGAGUGAGGCAUUGUGGGUAAAGUGGCCUGCUCCGCCACCACAAAGUAUCAUUUAACGUGUUGCGGUAAUAAGCAGCAUCACUUGAAACAAGCCUUCUCUGCAGGCUCACCUUGCUUUUGAUGCCUUGUUCUGAGGAAGGGACCUCAAAGGCAGAUGCAAUAGCCAAGGGCAGCACUUUGGGACCCCUUCUACCACUUUCCUGCAGCAGUAAAGUGGUGGCAGAACUCCUGGCUAGCUGUCACUGGGCUGGAGGUGGUGGCCAGCUGGCCGUAGCACUAGCCGCAGUCUGCUAGCCAGUCAACAAAACAGGAACAGGCAGUGCGGGGCUCUGCAAAUGGUCAGAACUGGCAAACAGGCCAAGAGGACAACAGUUUGCUGCACCUUUCCGUCUGAGACAAGCAGUUGCCUUCCCUUAUGGUGGGGCACCAUCCCUGGUUCUAGCCUAGCCUCCCUGACAUGCUAGUUAUCGAUGUGAAGCAAUGUUUUUCAUAUGAUACACACAGAGACUUACUACCUCACUAAGAAGUAAGGUGAAGGAAACAUGGAUCGAGGUUGUGGGAAGCCUGAUAUAUGUGGCUUUGGCUUUGGGUUGAACAGUAGAAAAUGGAGGGGGAAUAAUCUGUUAUUGGAAGGAAGGGGAAAAUAACAGCCCUGAUUGCUAUAUCCCAAUGUGUGAACAAUUUCCAUGGCAAAUGAGGAAUUUGUGUAAGUGCAAAUACGAUUAAAGCAGCAUAGCCAGAGCUUAGUAUAAAACAAGUGCUUGCUUUAUAUUUCUCCAUACUUUAAGCCUCUUAUAUAUUCAAAAAAAGGAUUAAGAAGACUGUACUCUUGUGAGGACAAUGCACAGUGUCAAUGUGCUGCAGCCAAUUCAACGGCAGAAUAAAACAUGAGAUUAUAAACUGGGA
Messenger RNA from Podarcis muralis (Common wall lizard), 3641 nucleotides. It is a transcript of the gene RGR, whose product is annotated as retinal G protein coupled receptor. Gene Ontology annotation, molecular function: G protein-coupled receptor activity. Gene Ontology annotation, biological process: visual perception; G protein-coupled receptor signaling pathway; phototransduction. Gene Ontology annotation, cellular component: membrane. Lineage: Eukaryota; Metazoa; Chordata; Lepidosauria; Squamata; Lacertidae. The record is from RefSeq and is a predicted model, not a curated record.